CAAGCUCUCGGGCUGAAGCGCCGCCGCAGCGAGUCACCUGACCCGCCGUCGACUCACAAAACACGAAGCUAUCCCGCCGCUCGCUCAGUGGCCGCAGCUUCAGGGGACUCCGCCUCUCUCUCUCUCUCUCUCGCUCUCUCACGCAGCGCGUGUCGUCUUUGAAUGCUUGAUCGAUUGAUCUCGGCCUAAAUGAAUACCGCCGUAAGAGCAGCCGCUCUGAUCGACGCUCAGUCGCCUUGCCACCAUCUCCGAGCCGCCUUCUUUCAUUCGACCCCUUUCCUCGAACGUAGAAGACGCCCUCUUUGGGAACCCGGAUCUAACCAAUAUUCAAGAAGGUUUCGAAGAUUGCAUGCAAAGCAAACAUUGUUAAGGAAUGUAGAUGCUUACGCUGACUUCAUGUUCCAGAGGUGGCAAAAUGAGGCUGAUGAAGAUGACCCGUUCUUAGGUAGAGGCUCCUCAUGGUUUAAGCAUUACUGGACUAGGCGACCGAGGAGCGAUCGGAGCAGAAAAAACGGACCUCAACAUCAGGGUAGAGGAGGUUUCCAAUUCUGUAAAGAAGAUGAUGAUGUUGAUACAAUGUUUAAGUCUGCCUUUGGUGGGAAUAGAUUCUACUUCUGGUCCUUUAUUAAUGAUGAGAAUCCCCACUGGUGGGGAAGCACAUCGCGCUUCUCGAAUAGUUAUGGAAGUUAUGGGAAGUGGAGAUUUUCCAGCUAUGAUGAAUACGAAACCUCAUCAGACUCUGGGAAUUCAGAGGCAGAAUCUUCGGAUAGAAUGGCCCUUGGGUUGAGUGCCUCGGGUCCUUUAAAGCUUGAAGAUGUCAAGAAUGCAUAUCGAGCUUGUGCAUUGAAAUGGCAUCCUGAUCGUCACCACGGCUCUUCCAAGGCUAUUGCUGAGGAGAAGUUCAAGCUUUGUAGUGCAGCAUAUCAGUCUUUAAGUGAUAAGCUGGCUGUAAACUGAGGAUGCAUCAGAUGGUUCUUCAGAUUCCGGACCCUGGAAGUGUUAGAAUCCGUGAUAGACGUGAGGAACAGGCGUUACGUGCUGACAAAUGCACAAAAUAUGUCAGUCCUCAUUCGUCUUUAUGGUUAUCAUUGCAUAGAUCCGUCAAUUAGAGGUGUCGGUGCUGCCCAGUUUCGAUGCCGUCACUUGUGUAUUCUGCAAUCAGCAACCAGUGGUAGUCGAGGCUUUGGUAUUUUUGAUGCAUCACCAUCAGUUGCUUUGAUUUACAUGUACUAUUUUUUCGCAGACAUUAGGAACUAAUUAGCUUUUCGUUCUCAUUCUUUAUUGCCUAGGAUCUAGCAUAAAAAUAGGACUAAUGGGUCAUAACUGUCUCUAGCAGAGAUUGGUGAAUUAUAACGUUUCAUGAAUCUAACGAGUUUUCCGACA
Syzygium oleosum is the source of this 1383-nucleotide messenger RNA. RefSeq lists its product as uncharacterized. The transcript is spliced from 6 exons. The coding region runs from base 190 to 957 and encodes 255 amino acids. The record is from RefSeq and is a predicted model, not a curated record. Lineage: Eukaryota; Viridiplantae; Streptophyta; Magnoliopsida; Myrtales; Myrtaceae.